Phoenix dactylifera (date palm) is the source of this 1724-nucleotide messenger RNA. RefSeq lists its product as uncharacterized. Lineage: Eukaryota; Viridiplantae; Streptophyta; Magnoliopsida; Arecales; Arecaceae. The record is from RefSeq and is a predicted model, not a curated record.
CGCCCACCCAGUCCCCGCUCAUACGCCGGUCGAUAAAACCCCAAUGCGCGCGCACACAAAACAAAAAAAAACAGUAAAACCCCAACAGCCCUAAAUUUGAUCAGACACGAUCACCUCGCUCUUCUUUAUCUUCUCGGAAGCCGGGGGUCCGAGACCUCCAACCCCGGCCCCGGAGAACACAGAGAGAGAUAGAGCCCUUCUUCGCUGAGAUGAAGUAUUUAACAAUCGCUAACAGUCCAAGGUAUCGAUUCUUUGAUCUCUAGGUCUUCCCUCUGUCGAUUCAAGAUAUAUGUAACAAUAUAAAAACUUUAUGCCAAGCAAAGAGAAGAAGGACAGAAAGAGAGGAGAAAACAUGGGAAAGGGAACUGAUCUAUGGGAUGAUUCUGCCCUUAUUAAUGCCUUUGAUCACGCCAUGGCCACCUACAAGGCAAUGCAUACUGAGGAGUACCAAGGCAAUUUCCUGAAGGAAGGAAAACAAACAACUGAAAGUAAUAAAGAUGAACCUGUUCAUGCCGAAAAGACAACGGAACAGAUAGAGCCGGAUGAUGACAUCAAUAACAUAAACAGUGGUGCAGCAGAGGUUCAUGUAUCCUGCUGUUCCAAUGAAGUAACUGCUGAAGAUCUUCCAGAUCAAAAAGAUAAUCUGGGCAUGGAUUUCCAUGCCACAGAAUCUUACCCAUAUUCAUCAGGCGCCCUCUAUACUGAUGGGAAGAUAGAUGGUUAUUCUGUUCAGCAAAGCACCGAAUUUAAUGAACUGUUAAGACAGUAUUAUGAACUUGAGGAGAAGAAGCAGAAGAUUGUCGAGCAACUUCAGGAUACAAAUUAUUUGAAUUACCAAACGACAGCUCAAUCUUUCACAUCUCAGAUGCAUGAUGUUCCUGCAUCUAACGCAUGUAAUGCUUCUGAAUAUGCUCGACAGCAUCCAUGCUCCCUGUGCUCGUGUCAUUAUUUAGCUGUUCCAAUAUCUGCUUGUGCCAUUGGUGGUUUGUCAUCUGAAGGCUAUGGUUGUUGCCCACCAUGGAUUGCAAGCUGUUCUGUAUCUCCGGCAAAUCUAUUUCCUGCUGCUCACGCCUCAGGUGCUCAGUGUCCUGCUCAAAGUGGAACUUGUUCUAUUGGUGCAUCAUGCUCAAUGGAUCCUGCAAAACAAUCUACAUAUGCAGAUGACGAGGUUGUAAAAGCAGGAAUGAUAGCUGCUGAAAGAACAAUAAAUUCGAUGAAGACAGAAAUAUCUGCAACUUCUAAUAUCUGUGAAGAUUUUCUUGAUAUGGCAAUAGCUGGCAAAGUGCCCUUGGGAAAGGAAAUGGGAAAGGAUAAAUCAGAGAACUCAGGUAUACAAGAGCGCAAAGGGUCGGAAAGCAUUGGCCCAGAGACUGAUCUCGCCUGUGUUCUGAAUGCGUGGUAUUCUGCAGGCUUCCAUACUGGCAGGUACCUGUUGGAGCAGUCUAGGAGAAAUUCUCACCAGUAACACUGCUAUUGGUGAUUUUAGCAUCAUGGUUGGGCCAACCCUUCAAUUGCAUCAAACUUGAAAGUAAUGUUGGUAGGUUCAUUGUCAAGCAGUUACAGUCGCUGUAGUUGGCGGACACUAUAUUCUGAUUGUGAACGGUUGUUUUUUUUUUUUGUACUUGAAUGGCUUGACAACCGACUAAGUUAUUGUUUUUAAAAAACAAUAGGAAUGGUAAAUUAUGAAUUAUUUUAUAGAAUACUAAGAGCAUGUCUUAUUACAA